Pistacia vera is the source of this 720-nucleotide messenger RNA. RefSeq lists its product as uncharacterized. Lineage: Eukaryota; Viridiplantae; Streptophyta; Magnoliopsida; Sapindales; Anacardiaceae. The record is from RefSeq and is a predicted model, not a curated record. Gene Ontology annotation, molecular function: protein binding. The coding region runs from base 1 to 720 and encodes 239 amino acids. The transcript is spliced from 3 exons.
AUGAUUCAUGAUACAAAAAGGUUACUUCAGUCAAAUUUUAAGCUUAAGGAUCUUGGGCUACUUAGAUAUUUCCUUGUUUUAGAGGUGGCUAGGUCUGAUAUUUCCAUUUGCCAACGCAAAUAUACCUUAGAAUUAAUUUUUGCUACUGGUUUAUCAAGUGCUAGACCUACUGUUAUUCCUAUUGACCAGCACAUUAAGUUCACCUCUUUGGAUUAUGGUAAGCAGUUCAAUGUUCUUGGAGAUCCCUUACUAAAAGAUGCUUCCGCUUAUCAGCAAUUAAUUGAACUUGGUUAUCCUCCUUUGUCUCCAGUUUCUUUGUUUUGUGAUAACCAGUCAGCCUUGCACAUUGCUUCGAAUCCAAUAUUUCAUGAACGCACUAAGUAUAUUGAUAUAGACUACUGUAUUGUUCGAGAGAAAUUGCAGGCCAGUCUUAUUCAAACUCACUAUAUUCCCAGCGGUGAUCAAAGGGCAAACAUUUUUACUAAAGCACUCGGCAGUCAGCUACAUCAUCACCUCUUAUCCAGCUUGAAGGAGAAAAUUUCUGGGGAGAUCCAACUUCCUGCAAACAUACAGAAAUUGAGUGGAAAAGCUGGUUUUCUUAAGGACAAUAUGUCACUGGCAUAUUUUCUUAAGGACAAUAUGUCACUGGCAUAUUAUAAUGUUGGAGCUGGAGAAACACUUGCCCUUUCUUUGAGAGAGUGUGGCGGUAGAAAGAGAUAG